AUGAUAAGUUGUCUCAGAGGUAUCAUAGGCUCGUCGUCGUCCUCAAAGGAUGGUUCGUCCAACCAAUCACCAAAUGGAUCUGAAUCGACCUUGGUCAAUGAGAAGAGCGAGAAAGUAUCGAUGAUCACCAGUACCCGAACGAGUAUUUCAUCUGCGACAUUAUACACCGAUGUUCAUUUGGUCGGAUCUGAGAAGGAAGGACUUAGCAGUGUUCUAGUACAGGAUGGUCAAGUAAAAUGGAUAGCAGCCGCAGAUGAGAAGAAGGAAUUGCCUGAGAACGUGGAUAGGAUUAAUUUGAAUGGACAAUGGCUGGGUCCAAGUAUGAUCGACUGGCACGUCCACUCCAAGCUUGCCGCUCAAUCUGAACAUCGAGUCCAUCUCAACUCUGUCAAGUCCGCCGAAGGGGUAUUCGCUCGAAUGCGAGAAGCGCUCAGCGACCCAAAAUACGAUCGGGAAGAUCUGAUAGGUGUAGAUAUGAGGAAUGGAUAUUGGCCAGAUAACGAUCAGAUGAAUCGUAUCAACCUAGAUGAGAAAGUCAGUUCGACAAGGCCGAUCUUCUUGUUUUAUAAUGGAUAUCACUCGGUGGUCUGCAAUUCAAUUGGAUUGACAAAAUACGGAGAGAAAGCUGCAGGAUCUGGUAUACUUAAAGAACACGCUGCGUGGCCCUUGACGCAUCAAUUGGGUAAAGUCGACGAUGAGGUUAUGGAUGGUUGGAUUGACAGCUGGGCAAAGGAUGCUGCGUCUUUGGGUGUGACUGAAAUUGUCGAUUUGGAGAUUGACUUCAAUAUUCGUGACUGGCGACGACGAGCUCAGAACGGCUUCAACACUCUCCGAAUCAAUCUGGGGGUCUACGAAAAUCAUUUUGAAGAUGCUAUCAGGCAAGGAUACAAGACUGGUGAUAUCGUUGAUGAAGAUGGCUUGAGAUUGAUCAAGAUUGGUCCAUUUAAGAUGGUCACCGAUGGUGGAUUGGGAUCGCAGACGGCAUGCUGUCAUGAUCCGUACCCUAAUACGACCGAUUAUGGAAUGAUGAAUGAUUCACCUGAAAAGAUUAAACUAUGGACGAGGAAAGCUACGGAGCACGGAUUCAGACUGGCUAUACAUGCUAUAGGUGAUCAAGCGAAUACUUAUUGUCUCAACACAAUGGCUUCCAACCCUAUUCCACCACUCGAAGGAUCAACCAUAGAACAUGCUCAGUUAUUGGUAUUGGAUGAAAUACCUAUAUUCACCAAGUUGGGUCUCAUCGCUUCCGUCCAGCCUGUGCAUCUCGUAGACGAUAGGGAGACAUGUCUGAAAUACUGGCCGGGUAGGGAACAUCGAGCAUGGGCUUUGAAGAGUUUAGCGGACGCUGGUGUUAGAAUAAAAUUCGGAAGUGAUAAUCCGAUAGCAGAGUUGAAUCCGUGGGAAGCUAUGGCUGUAGCGAUCAGUAGAAAAAGGAAAGGUGGAUUACCAUUGAGUGAAGAACAGGCGGUGGGUAUACACACAGCGUGGGUGUCGAGUACUUCGAACGGCCGUGCAAGUAUACAAGCAGGCGAUCGAGCCGAUUUCGUGAUCAUAGACAAAGAUCCAUUGAAAUGCGAUGCGGAUGGUUUGAGAAGCAUAUCUGUACAAGGUACUGUACUAGGUGGACGAUGGACUUAUAGAAAGUAG
This is a messenger RNA of Kwoniella mangroviensis CBS 8507, 1647 nucleotides long. RefSeq lists its product as uncharacterized. Lineage: Eukaryota; Fungi; Basidiomycota; Tremellomycetes; Tremellales; Cryptococcaceae. The transcript has 4 exons. The record is from RefSeq and is a predicted model, not a curated record. Bases 1 to 1647 code for a protein of 548 amino acids. Gene Ontology annotation, molecular function: hydrolase activity, acting on carbon-nitrogen (but not peptide) bonds.